Messenger RNA from Hordeum vulgare subsp. vulgare (domesticated barley), 2670 nucleotides. RefSeq names its product putative G-type lectin S-receptor-like serine/threonine-protein kinase At1g61610. NCBI's taxonomy places the organism in Eukaryota, Viridiplantae, Streptophyta, Magnoliopsida, Poales, Poaceae. The record is from RefSeq and is a predicted model, not a curated record. The coding region runs from base 21 to 2453 and encodes 810 amino acids. Gene Ontology annotation, molecular function: ATP binding; protein serine/threonine kinase activity. Gene Ontology annotation, biological process: protein phosphorylation; recognition of pollen. The transcript is spliced from 7 exons.
CAUAUGUGAAAAAAGGCUUGAUGGGCAUCACUCCGCUCCCCCUUUUCAUCCUCCUAUUAUUGAUUUGCUUCUGCAAAUCCGAUGACCGCCUAACACCCACAAAGCCACUCUUGCCCGGCGACAAGCUCGUCUCCAACAAUGGCAUCUUUGCUCUUGGUUUCUUCUCCCCAGAAAACUCCGCAAACUCAUAUGUAGGCAUAUGGUACCACGGCAUCCCGGAGCGGGCAUAUGUGUGGGUGGCCAACCGCGACAACCCAAUCGGCAGCGGUUUGUCCGGGAAUUUGGUUCUCACCAACAGCUCUGACCUUGUCUUGUCUGAUUCCAAGGGCAGUAUCCUUUGGAGGACGACGAUCAACGUCACCGCCGGGGGUGAUGGGGCUGUGGCGCUUCUGCUUGAGGCGGGGAACUUUGUGGUCCAGUUGCAGAAUUUCACGCAGAUAUGGCAGAGCUAUGAUCACCCGACUGACACCAUACUCCCCGGCUUCAAGUUAUGGGCGAACUACAAGACCCAUACAGCAGUGCGCAUCAUUGCUUGGAAUGGUUCUCAAGACCCAUCCACCGGGAAAUUCGUCCUCAGUCGUGACCCCAGCACGGGCCUCCAGAUCCUCACCUGGCGCGGGACAAGGAAGUAUUGGCGCAGCGGAAUGUGGAACGGUGCGGAAGCCUCGGACGAGAACGGAUACAUGUUGUCCGAGAACGUCGAUGAUGGAAAAAUGAUCUACUCGACGUUCAACACUGGCAACAGCUCCUCCCGUAGAACGCACUGGAAGCUGGACUACACGGGCGACUUGCUGCUCAGGACCUGGAGUGGCCAGUCAUGGGUGGUUCUGUUCAAGCGCCCAGAUGAUGGCUGCCGUCACUACGGCUCUUGUGGUCCGUUUGGUUACUGUGACAUGCCCACCGGGGAGUGCAGGUGCCUUGAUGGGUUUGAGCCUGCGGACAGCUUCAGCGCCAACUUCUCCAGAGGAUGCGUGAGAAAGGAGGCGCUGACAUGUCGUGACUACCAUUUCUUGGCCUUGCCUGGGAUGAAGGUGCCUGAUGAAUUUGUGUAUGUGAGGAGCAGAAGCUUCGAGGAGUGCACUGCUGAGUGUGAGCGUAACUGCUCCUGCACCGCGUACGCUUAUGCCAACUUGAGCAGUAUUGUCGCAACCGGUGGCCCAUCAAGAUGCUUGGUCUGGACAGGCGAGCUUGUUGACUUAGAGAAGACAGGCGAACUUGGUGGCAAUCUGUACCUUCGGCUUGCUGGUUCUCCUGGACACAACGGGAAGGGUGAUGUUGGUGUUGUAUUAAAGAUUGUGCUCCCAGUUAUAUCAUUCCUGCUGAUACUCUCGUGCAUAUAUCUUGUCUGCAUAUGCAAGCGAAGAGGGAAACAAGUAAACAAAGAAAACCUGAAAAGACCGACCCUGGAACACUUGAGCACUUCGCAAGAAGUUUGGGAUCAAAAUUUGGAAUUGCGUUCUAUUAGUUUUGAAGAAAUUGCUUCUGCAACAAACAGUUUCCAUGACAUGAACGUACUUGGAAAAGGAGGUUUCGGCAAAGUCUAUAAGGGAACAUUAGAAGAUGGAAAGGAAGUUGCUGUUAAAAGGCUUAGCAAGGGUUCUGAGCAGGGUAUAGAGCAUUUUAUAAAUGAAGUGGUUCUUAUUGCCAAAUUGCAGCACAAGAAUCUUGUUAGACUUCUUGGCUGUUGUAUUCAUGAGGAUGAGAAAUUGCUUAUUUAUGAAUACUUGCCCAACAAAAGCCUAGACAAUUUCCUUUUUGAUAACGAAAGGAAAUCCAUGCUUGACUGGCCAAGACGGUUCAACAUAAUCAAAGGAGUAGCUAGAGGACUUCUAUAUCUCCACCAAGAUUCGAGGACGACUAUAAUCCAUAGAGACCUCAAACCAAGCAACAUUCUCCUAGAUAUGGAGAUGAACCCGAAAAUAUCAGAUUUCGGAAUGGCAAGGAUCUUUGGAGGCAAUGAGCAACAGGAAAGUACCAGACGAGUUGUUGGGACUUACGGCUACAUGUCACCUGAGUAUGCGAUGGAGGGCAUUUUUUCCGUCAAGUCUGACACCUACAGCUUUGGUAUUUUGCUACUAGAGAUUGUAAGUGGAUUAAAGAUCAGCUCACCUCAUGAUCUUGUGAUGGACUUUUCAAACCUCAUAUCAUGUGCAUGGAACUUGUGGGCAGAUGGAAGAGUGAGGGAUUUCGUGGACGCAGCCGUCACGGAGAGCUAUUCGCUCGACGAAGUGUCCAAGUGCAUCCAUGUUGGGCUCUUGUGUGUCCAGGACAGCUCCAGUGCUAGGCCGCACAUGUCAUCGGUCGUGUCCAUGCUCGACAGUGAAGCCAUGCCUCGCACAGCACCAGAGCAACCUGUGUAUUUUGCACGGAUAAACUACGAAACCAGCGAAGCGAUGGAAGACACAGAGAACUCUGCCAAUGGUAUGAGCAUUACGGCGGUAGAAGGACGAUGACUCCCGUUAGCUGCUGCAUGUAUGUGACGGGAAGUAGGACAAUUGAGUUGUCUCAAUAAGGUGCUGCUUGAUAGACAAUGCUAUCUGAGGGACUGCCCACCAUAAGUAGAUUAUUGCACAUAUGUGGAGCGCUGCCAUCCACGUCAACGGGUACAACUAUCCCCCACCUUGACAUCACUUUGCUCAUCUAAACAUCACAUUAAUCUUUUUUAGUUUA